Hibiscus syriacus is the source of this 1551-nucleotide messenger RNA. RefSeq lists its product as uncharacterized. NCBI's taxonomy places the organism in Eukaryota, Viridiplantae, Streptophyta, Magnoliopsida, Malvales, Malvaceae. The coding region runs from base 1 to 1551 and encodes 516 amino acids. The record is from RefSeq and is a predicted model, not a curated record. The transcript has 4 exons.
AUGACUACUGUAUUAGUGAGUUACUUCACUAGUCUAAUUGGUUCUGCUGACCCAUUAGUUAGUGGUUGCACUGUUGAAAGUUUAAAGGGGUUGCUGAACUAUUCUUUGCCUGCAGCUGAUCUACUCAAAAAGGAGGUGGAAGACAUGGAGAUCAAAAGCGCCUUGUUUAGACAAGGGAAGGAUAAAAGUUCUGGCCCUGAUGGAUAUACCUCUGUUUUUUUCAAAGCUGCCUGGGACAUUGUUGGGGCUGAUUUUAUGUCUGCUGCCAGGCUUGUUCCUUUUUUCCCUGCUAUGAUCUCUCAAAGUCAAAAAGCAUUUGUUAAGGGUAGGAAUAUUGUUGAUAAUACAUUGCUAGCCCAAGAGAUUGUUAAAGGCUACUCCAGGAAAAGCCUUUCUCCUAGAUGUGCUAUCAAAAUUGAUAUGCAAAAGGCUUUUGAUUCUGGUGAAAAAGGGAUUAGACAGGGAGAUCCAUUGUCUCCCUAUCUCUUUGUCAUGGCUAUGAAUGUCAUGUCUUCCCUCCUGGAUACUGCUGCUAAGAAGGGUAUUUUUAAAUUCCACCCUAAGUGCAAGAGAAUAUCCCUCGCCCACCUAUGCUUUGCGGAUGAUUUGUUAGUUUUUUGCUAUGGUUCACUUGAUGCUGUAUUGGGAGUGCAAAGUAACUUAGAGAAGUUUUAUGAGUUGUCAGGACUUAAGCUAAAUGCCCAGAAGAUUGAAUUCUUUGCUUGUGGUUUGAAUGAACACACUGUUGAGAAGAUCUGUAGGGCUACUGGGUUUCGGUUGGGACAACUCCCUGUUAGUUACCUUGGGGUACCUUUGGUGACGAGAAAGCUAAUUGGUAAUAACUGUGCUGUCUUCAUGUUUAACUACUGGAGUAGACAACUCAUUCUUCCCAAGGGGAUUAUUAGGGACAUUGAGAGAUUAUGCAUGUGCUUCUUUUGGAAGGGCAGUGACUCCUCUGCUAGAGGUGCCCGUGUUAGAUGGGGUCAGAUUUGUACCUUGAAGUUUGAAGGUGGUCUGGGGCUUAAGAGCCUUGUGGAAUGGAGCAGGGCCUGUUACUUGCUGAUGGUCAGGAAUAUUCUGGCUAAUGAGGGCUCUCUCUGGAUUGUAUGGAUCAAGGAGUAUUGUUUUACAUCUACGAGUUACUGGGAGGUAGUGUACAAACCUCACUUCAGUUGGAUCUUAAGCAAGUUGCUUAUAUUGAAAGAGGAAGCUAGGACUCUGUUUAUCCCUUGUGCAGAUUGGAGCAUUAUAAAUGGAAAAUGGAUCUGGGACAGCAUUCGUAGCAGUAGGGUGAAGAUUGUAUGGCAUAAACUUAUUUGGUUUCCUGCUCACAUUCCCAAAUUUUCGUUAUUUUCUUGGAUGGUCAUCCUUGAUAGGUUGCCUACCAAGGAUAGACUUGCUCGAUUUGGAUUGAUAGUUGAUCAUGCAUGUGGGUUGUGUGGGACUGGUUUGGAGUCUCGGGACCAUCUUUUUGUUGACUGUUCUUAUGCAAAGGAUGUUUGGAAUUCGAUAUUGGUUGCUUGUGGUCUUUCGCAUGUGGUUCACAGUUGA